AUGUCUCCAAAAGUUGAUACUCUCAUGCAACUCUCUUCCAAGGCUACCAUUGAUGGUUACUCUCUCUAUGCAUGCCUAUGUUACCUCCCCCAAGCAUACCUAGGGUUAACCUCGGGCGCGCUGGUCUUGUUGGAGCUGGAAUCCACCUUCUCGCGCAACACGCGCCUCUACCUCCCCCUCCCACUCCCCCCCCUGCACGCGCUCCCCGCCCUGCACGAGCUCACCCUCCGCCUCGUCCCCCAGGACGCCUGCCCCCUCUCGCGCUGCUCCUCCCUCACCUCCCCCUCCUCCUCCUCCUCCUCCCCCUCCUCCUCCCUCCCCCUCUCCCUCACCUCCCUCACCAUCCACUCUGCAGACCUUGAUGCGUCCCUGCCUCUCCUCUCCUCCUUCUCAUCCCUCGCCUCGCUCCCUCUCAUCGCCUGCACCUUCAACCCAUACGAGCUGCACACACUCGCGCGCGCGCUGCACACUCUCACGCACCUCACCAUUGACGAUUGCCCGCUCGUCUGCUCCCGCUCGCUCUCCGCCCUUUGUUGCAGGGCUGGCGACCGUGCUGCUGGGCCUGACAGCAGGGAAGCUGCUCGCGCUCUCUCUCUCUCCGGCCUGCCGUCCUUCCGCCCUGGCUUGCUGGCGCGCUGCAGUAGCCCGCGGUCGCUCACUGUGAGGGGCGCCCAGGGGCCGCUGGAGGAGCUGCUUGCCAUGCUCGUGCACGUGCAUGGUGGGGGGGGCGAGGAGGAGGCGGCAGGGGCGGGUGGGGCAGAGGGAGGAAGGGAGGGAAGGGGAGGAGGAGGGGAGGGUGGGGGAAAGAGAGGAGGGAAUGGAGGGGUUGGAGGAAGACGGGAGGAGGAGGAGGAGGAGGAGGAGGAGGAGGAGGAGGAGGAGGAGGAGGAGGAGGAGGAGGAGGAGGAGGAGGAGGAGGAGGAGGAGGAGGAGGAGUGGGCGAGGGUGGCAGCGCAGUCACGCGCAGGGUUGGUGGAGGUGGUGCCGUGGCUGAUGGAGCGGCUGAGAGUGCAGUCAUCCGCCAUGGUGGACGGACUCGAGUCCAUGCUCGCCCCACGUGCUGCUGCUGUCAGUGCUGGGGCUGCUGCUGCUGCCGCCGCCGCCGCCGCCGCCGCCGCCGCCCCCGCCGCCCCCGCCGCCGCGGCCGCCGCCGCCGCCGCCGCCGCCGCCGCUGCUGCUGCUGCUGCUGCUGGUGUUGCUGCUGCUGCUGGUGCUGGUGCUGGUGGUGCUGCUGCUGGUGCUGUGGCUGGUGUGCAAGGGGAGGGGGAGCAGGAGGAAGUAGAGGAGGCCUGGCCGGCAAGCACGGCACGGGUGGCAGCAACGAGCCCUUGUCUGGACUGUCUCGUGUGGGAAAAACUUGACUUCACUGCUGCUCCCACCUCACCCUGCCUGCCCGAUAACCCCCCCUCUACACCUCCUCCCCAUCCCUCACUUCCCAUGCCAGAGCAGCAGCGGCAGUCGUUUGAGAGUGUCGUCCUGGCUUCUGUGUUUGGCAGGCUGAGGUGGUCGGCAGUGGCGCGGUGCGGUGGGGUGGGGGAGGAGCAGCUGAGAGUAGAGCACUGUGAUGCCAACUCCGAUGCCCUGCUUCUAGCAUGCCCAAUCCACUCUCUCACCCAAGCCAUGAUCAUCGCAUGCACCCGUGUCACUGCUGUUGGGGUUGGAGGGCUUCUGGGAAGCUUCCCUAGGCUGCGGCAGGUGAAGGUGGAGGCAGAGAAGGUGUCUGAGAGGACGAGGUGGGAGCUGCAGCGUGCUGGUGUGGUGGUGAGGGGAGUCUGA
Messenger RNA from Closterium sp. NIES-65, 1776 nucleotides. The record is from the annotation of a GenBank genome assembly. Lineage: Eukaryota; Viridiplantae; Streptophyta; Zygnematophyceae; Desmidiales; Closteriaceae.